Molecule: messenger RNA, 2434 nt
Organism: Jatropha curcas
Lineage: Eukaryota; Viridiplantae; Streptophyta; Magnoliopsida; Malpighiales; Euphorbiaceae
Product: peroxidase 24
Biological process (GO): response to oxidative stress; hydrogen peroxide catabolic process
Molecular function (GO): peroxidase activity; heme binding
Source: RefSeq, a predicted model, not a curated record
UUAUAAAAAAAUCUGCUAGCAAUUGAACAGUUUCAAUCGCCAGGACUAAUUUAUUGCUACUGUGUGUGUAUAUAUAUGAGCAAUCAUUGUGUUAGUUUUGCAUACAGUAGCAGCACAGGACUGCAAAUCGUAUACACUUUCUUUCAUAGACAUUAAGAGUUAGAGACAGAUAUGAAGAAUAAAUCAGUUUUCUUGUUGAUCUUUAUUGCAGUAGUUGAUUAUGAAAUAGGUGUUUGCUAUGGAGGACUGAGGAAAAAUUUUUACGAGCAUACCUGUCCUCAGGCUGAGGAAAUUGUCAAAACUAUCAUUUGGAAACGUGUGGCUUCCAAUUUAACAUUACCUGCAAAGUUUCUAAGGAUGCAUUUCCAUGACUGUUUUGUUCGGGGUUGCGAUGCAUCGGUAUUGCUGGAUUCGACGCCAAAUAACGCAGCUGAAAAAGCAGCAGCUCCAAAUUUAUCUCUUGGAGGUUUUGAGGUAAUAGAUGAGGUCAAAUCCCAAUUAGAGAAGGAAUGCCCUGGAGUUGUUUCUUGUGCAGAUAUAGUUGCUCUAGCUGCAAGAGAUUCUGUUUCUUUCCAAUAUCAGAGGCCAUUAUGGGAAGUGCUAACAGGAAGAAGAGAUGGAACAAUUUCUCGAACAUCGGAGGCUCCAUCAAAUAUUCCUUCACCUUUGUCCAACUUCACCCUUCUCAAACAAUCUUUUGCCAACAAAAGCCUUACCGUUCACGAUCUCGUUGUGUUAUCAGGUGGACACACCAUUGGAAUAGCACACUGCAACUUCUUCAGCAACAGAUUAUACAACUUCACAGGAAAAGGAGACACAGACCCUUCCCUCAACCCGUUCUAUGCUGCUUUCUUGAAAACAAAAUGCCGAACUCUGACAGACAACACAACGACAGUGCCAAUGGACCCCUUUUCUCCUUUAUCUUUCGAUACCACUUACUUCCAUCUUCUGAAGCUAAACGAAGGCCUUUUUCAAUCUGAUGCUGCACUUCUUACCGACAAGGGAUCGAGCAAUAUCGUAGAUGAAUUGCUCGAUCCGGCCAAGUUUUUCACCGAAUUCGCUCAAUCUAUGAAGAGAUUGGGAGCCAUUGAAGUCCUCACUGGAAGUGCUGGACAAAUCAGGAAAAAUUGCAGGGUGGUCAAUUCUUGCGGAUGGCUUGUUCAGGACAACUAUAUAAAGGGUUGGAAUCAUGUUCAUUUCAAAUCAUCAGCUACAACUAUUUUCCUGAUUAUUGCGUCUAAUUUAGUUUGGUUUUUAAAUAUUAGCGAAGAUAUGAGGCCUAGUAACUUCAUUCUCCUACAUAUUUCUCUCCUAGUGCUAACUGCAGCCAUGAAGUUUUCCAAUGGAGAAGAUCAUGGUCAUGGUCUUAAUCCUGGCCGUGGUCUGGGACAUGGUCCUAAUCCUGGCAGUGGUCUUGGACCUGGUGGGAAUCCCGGUCGGGGUCAUGGUCCUAAUCCUGGUCGUGGUCGUGGUAAUGGUCAGCAAAAUAAGCAACAUGGGCAAAACAGUUGCCCGCAACUUGAAGCAAUUUCAAGGGAAAUUACGUGGAGAAGGGUUUCUGCUAACCCCGCCUUUAUAGCCAAGAUAUUAAGGAUGCAUUUCCAUGACUGUUUUGUUAGGGGAUGCGAUGGAUCCAUUCUGUUGGAUUCUACUAAUAAUCCUGCUGAAAAAGAAGCGAUACCAAACAAGUCUUUAGCAGGAUUUGAUGUUAUUGAUGAAAUAAAAGCUAAAUUAGAAGAAGAAUGCCCUGGACAAGUGUCAUGUGCUGAUAUUCUUGCCUUGGCAGCAAGAGAUGCUGUCGCUUUCCAAGUAAGACAAUAAUAUGUAAUUAAGUCUUUAUGGCCCGUUUCUAUUGGAAGAAAAGACGGAAGAGUUUCUUCGAAAGAUGAGGCUGAUAGAGAUUUACCCGCUCCAUCAGCUAACUUUACCACUCUCAGGCAACAAUUUCAAAGCCAUGGACUGGAUGUUACAGAUCUUGUUGCUUUGUCAGGGGCUCACACUAUUGGACUAGGGCACUGUGUAAUAAUUGCAAAACGGCUGUUUGAUUUCACAGAAAGAGGAGAUACAGACCCUUCACUCAAUAAAGAGUAUGCAAAUUUCUUGAAACAGAAAUGCUCAAACCCUCCCAAUCCAAAUACCACAUUAGAGAUGGACCCUGGAAGCUCACUCUCCUUUGACAGCCAUUAUUUUGUGGCUCUAAACCAAAGCAAGGGUUUGUUUGAAUCAGAUGCCGCUUUACUUACUAACCCAGAAGCAGCUCGGCUGAGCAGUAUUUUCCAAAACCAACCUGUUUUCUUUGCUCAAUUUGCUCUGUCAAUGGUGAAAAUGGGUUCAAUUGGAGGAGAUCAAGGAGAGAUUAGGAGGAAUUGCCGUGUUGUUAAUUAAUUAAUGAGAAAUAUGUAUUAUUAAUUUAUGUGAUUGUGUCUUUUUUUCA